This is a messenger RNA of Carya illinoinensis, 582 nucleotides long. RefSeq names its product TMV resistance protein N-like. Bases 1 to 582 code for a protein of 193 amino acids. The record is from RefSeq and is a predicted model, not a curated record. NCBI's taxonomy places the organism in Eukaryota, Viridiplantae, Streptophyta, Magnoliopsida, Fagales, Juglandaceae. Gene Ontology annotation, biological process: signal transduction. The transcript has a single exon.
AUGGCCACUCAAAGAGCCUCUACAUCUACUUCCAAAGAUAUUCAAAACAGAGAGAGAGCCCUUUUAUCUUGUUCAGAAAAAGAUGAAAAUAUCAGAAACUCUUCGUCAUCAUCUUCCACAACACCUCGAUGGAAGCACGAUGUUUUCCUUAGUUUCUGUGGCAAAGACACUCGUAAGAGUUUUACGGAUCAUCUAUAUGUUGGUUUAAAACGGAAAGGUAUUCUCGUCUUUAAGGAUGGUGAAACACUCAAGCGAGGAGAAUUCAUUUCUAAAGAGCUUUUGAAAGCAAUUCGAGAAUCUAUAUACACAAUCAUCAUUAUUUCACAAAACUAUGCAUCAUCCAAAUGGUGCCUCAUGGAACUUGCUGCGAUCGUUGAAUGGGCUGAAAAGACGGAGCUCACAAUUUUGCCCAUUUUCUAUCACGUGAAUCCUACUGAUGUAAGAAAUCUGACAGGGUCUUUUGAAAAAGCUUUCACUGCCCAUGAAAACAACCCCAAGGUUGGCAUCAAGAAGAUACAGAAGUGGAAAAAUGCUUUCCGAGAAGUCGGCAAUAUCGCCGGAUGGGAUUUACAUGACAGGUAA